AUGACUGACACAAUCGAAUCAAAGACUAGACUAGUUUCGACCCUCCGACUCCUUAUCCCUCGUCUCCGCCUUCUACAAAAGAAAGACACGGCCUCUUCAGUUGUCCAGCGUCGCGAGCUCUCUCAACUCCUCAGCGAAGGCCGGGAUGCAUCUGCGCGCAUCCGAGUCGAGAAUGUCAUUGCGACAGAUAUUGCGGUGGAGGUGAUGGAAAUGGUAGAGCUCUACUGUGAGCUGCUGCUGGCACGCGCAAAUGUAUUGGAUCAAAUAGCGUUCAGCGACCAGGGAACCCGGGCCAGAUUGCGCGCCAAGGAAGUGCUCAAGAAGCGCACCCAGGCACAAGCUUCAGCCAGCACGUCGAAUACCGCAGAAAUCAAGGGCGCGGAACCAAGCACCGGCUCUCGAUUCGGGUUCUCUUGGUUGGGAGGAGGGCAAAAGAAGGAGGCCCCGCACACUGCGGCACCUACCGGCGCAGCUGGAGAUUUCGGUGAUGGAGCUACGGAAGAGGACAACCCUUACAUGGAUACUGCACUGGAUGAGGCUGCGGUCGUGGUCUUCUACGCGUGGCAUCGCUUCCCGCACGAGGUGCGCGAGUUUACCAUGCUUCGGACUAUGCUUGGGGAGCGAUACGGCAAGGAGUUCAUGACUCUGGCGCAGGAUAAUAAAGUCGAGUCUGUCAAAGUUCCUGAUCGGCUUCUCAGGAGUUUGCGGGUGAAACCUCCGGGGCAGGAGCUUGUUGAAAGUUACCUUCGAGAGAUUGCGAGAGCAUACGGAGUGGAGUGGCACGGCUUAGAAGAAGACCCGGAUAUUCAAGACGAACUAGGCAGCGCCCCGCCUGAAUUUGUGGAUGACCGUGGGGACGGGGGUGAUGGUGACGCAGAGGAACCCCAAUUACCUCAAACUCCUGGAACGCAGCAAGGUGACUCGGCCUCGGGACCGAGCCUCGCUGAAGCAAGACGUGCCUCGGAAACCAGUGAACUGAACAAAGCCACGCCCCCACGUGGACUCGCCGCAGGCAGAAGUCCUGUCAGCGUGGCACCGCCAGCUCCCAGAACGGACAACCCCAAUCCUAAAGUGAAACUGCCUGGCACAGAAGGAAAGGCUAGUGCCGUCAAGAAAGAAGACGCUGCUUCGAAGAAUAAGAGCAACAAUGGAAUACCGGAGCUGGAUGAAUUGACUCGGAGAUUUGCGGACCUGAAGAGGAAACCGUGA
This is a messenger RNA of Penicillium bovifimosum, 1209 nucleotides long. RefSeq names its product IST1 family protein. The record is from RefSeq and is a predicted model, not a curated record. The coding region runs from base 1 to 1209 and encodes 402 amino acids. The transcript has a single exon. Lineage: Eukaryota; Fungi; Ascomycota; Eurotiomycetes; Eurotiales; Aspergillaceae. Gene Ontology annotation, biological process: protein transport.